CUCGAGUCAGCUGACACGGGCUGCGCGGACGAGACGGUCCAGCUGUGAACGCGGAAGUUUCGCGUGGAGGGAUGAGGCACAGCGUCUCCCUGGGCUUCUUUUCGCGGGAUAAAGGAGAAGCAGCGAUGUGGGCUCAGUGCUGAGAAGCGCCUCUGUGUUUGGAUGAGCUGAGUGAGAUUAGUCCAGUCGCCGCCGCGCUUCUCUGUGACCCGCUUCCCAGAUUCCCAGAUUCCCGCAGACACUGCGCACCUGCGCCAAGAGAUGGAGUCGCUGGUAGAUGUUUCCCGCCUCCUUGGAGCUUCUAACAGCACCAACAGCUCCUCCACUGAGCUCACCUAUGGCUUUGUGUCCUGCGCUGUGUCUGUUCUUUUCUACGGGAGCAACUUCGUCCCAGUGAAGAAGAUCGACACCGGUGAUGGCAUGUUCUUCCAGUGGGUUUUGUGUGCUGCUGUAUGGACCGUGUCUCUGGUGGCAAAUAUAAUCUUGAGGAGCCCAAAAUUCUGGCCUUUGGCAAUGCUGGGGGGGGCCAUUUGGGCUACAGGUAACAUCACUGUGGUUCCAAUAGUGAAGACCAUUGGUCUGGGGCUGGGCAUUUUGAUAUGGGCUUCUUUCAAUCUUCUUAUGGGCUGGGCAAGCUCACGGUUUGGCUGGUUUGGUAUCGAAGCAGAGACGGUUGGCAAACCAACUCUUAACUACUGUGGCGCUGGCCUGUGUUUGCUGAGUGCCAUCGUGUUUUUCUUUGUGAAGACCGACGUUCAAAGACCCGCCACGUCUGAAGAAACGCCACUACUAAUAGACAACAGUGCAAACUCGUCCAGUCAGGGCUCAACAGAUGAUUCCUGGGUGGACAUGUUGUCACCACUCGCCAAACGGCUUGUUGGGUCAGGACUUGCUGUAGUAGCCGGAAUCCUUUAUGGCUUCUCGUUUGUCCCGGUGCUGUACAUCAAGCAUCAUGCAUCUGAUCCAGGUGGCCCGUUCAGUGGGGCCAGUCAGUUUGAUCUGGAUUACGUUUUUGCCCAGUUCAGUGGAAUCUUUCUCACCAGCACAGUGUAUUUCCUCAUCUACUGCGCCUUCAAAAAGAACAAACCUCAAGUCUUCCCUAAAGCUGUGCUACCAGGUUUUGUGUCCGGCGUGAUGUGGGGCGUGGCCACAUGCUGCUGGUUUCUGGCCAAUCACUACCUCAGUCCAGUGGUCAGCUUUCCUAUCAUCACCACGGUUCCUGGCCUUAUUGCCGCCAUUUGGGGUGUUGUAGUGUUUAAGGAAGUGAAGGGUCUGCGGAAUUAUCUGGUUCUUAUCCUGGCCUUUUGUCUGGUGCUGGCGGGGGCGUUACUGACUGCGUUCUCCAAACUGUAGUUGGAUGACUUCUCCACAAGGGGGAGGCAAAACACCAAAGCAAAUCAAUGGAGGGUGAAUGCAGUACUGCCAGUUUUAACUUUAUUUGAAAGAUUUUAACAAUCGUACCUCUUAGCAAUAUUUUGAUUACUGUGAACGAAACAGGAGUCACAAAUGUGUACGAGACAGAUUCACAACUCUCGAGGCCUUUUAAGACAUUUUAUUGAGGUAAGGCAAGAGGAAGCCCUUGAAUCAUAGGCAUUAACCUCUUUGUUCAUAUCAUACAGUCUGGGUUUGUUAAAUUGUAGUGAUAUAAUGCAGAACUUGUGCCAGUGCAUUUUGUUUUGUCCAAUAUACACACGGUUACUGAUUUUAUAAUAUAGAACAUAAUUUUUCUAUGAUGUUUACAGCCGGGAAGGACCUCAUUUUCAUGACGUGCUUUUUGUAAUUGCACUUUAUAAUAACUCAUUAGGAAGCUGAGGUUUUCAUAUUACUAGUGAUGGUUAAGGGAAAGAACAGAAGUUUGAAUGGGUGGCAUUUUACAGACACAUUUUCAUGUAAGCUAAUUGUAAACAUUUCUGUGCGUUGAUUGCUGGAAUUUGUGUAAGGUUUUAUUAUGGAAUAAUGUUUUUAAAAUUUGCAUCAGGGAAUAAAGAAGUACUAAGAAAA
Molecule: messenger RNA, 2001 nt
Organism: Pygocentrus nattereri (red-bellied piranha)
Lineage: Eukaryota; Metazoa; Chordata; Actinopteri; Characiformes; Serrasalmidae
Gene: tmem144a
Product: transmembrane protein 144a
Exons: 12
Coding region: 262-1353 (363 amino acids)
Biological process (GO): carbohydrate transmembrane transport
Cellular component (GO): membrane
Molecular function (GO): carbohydrate transmembrane transporter activity
Source: RefSeq, a predicted model, not a curated record